AUGUUUCAGGGUGUUUUGGAUAAAGAAAGGAUGAUAUUUGCAGAAUUCAGUGAAGAACUACAAAUAUCCAAUGACCUCCUCCUACUCAGAGGUAGAAAGGUAGAUAAUAUUAGUGACGUGAAAACAGAUCCCUGUGCACCUAAUGGGGAUAUAUAUGACAGGACAGGACAUAGGGAGGACAAAACUCAAUGCGCGAGUGGAUGUCUUGUUAAGAUCAAAGGUGCGCCUGAAGUGUCUGAAGAUGGUCCGACGUCAAGAAACGAAGGUCCGAGGUUGCGCAAAGCAUCUGAAGAGCUUCUGGUGAACAGCAAAGAUUCCAAGAGAGAAAUAUGGUGGUACAACUACACAAAGCCCAUUGGAAGAACUAAGAGACAGCAAGAUGUGAAAUGGCAGUGGUCAGGUCAAAAAAUCAUUCUGAAUGAACAAAAGAUCGAUUGCGUGAAGUAUGACUAUCCGAAGCAUUUCGAUGUAUGUGCCCCUAAGACAUAA
This is a messenger RNA of Suillus plorans, 489 nucleotides long. RefSeq lists its product as uncharacterized. NCBI's taxonomy places the organism in Eukaryota, Fungi, Basidiomycota, Agaricomycetes, Boletales, Suillaceae. Bases 1 to 489 code for a protein of 162 amino acids. The transcript has 7 exons. The record is from RefSeq and is a predicted model, not a curated record.